AUAAAGUAUAAACUUGACCUCUCUAGUGGCCAAAUAUUUGAUAUAUAUUUAUGUUGGAUGUGUGCUUGGCUUACAUCACAGCAACCUGAAUUUCCAAUUCGAUGGAUUUCGACAUUAAUCUCCUGUCACAGUACUCAACCAUUCCAUUUACAAUCUAUGGCACGUUGCUGUUUCUCUUUGUUCUUUUUUGGUUACUGAGUAGGAGAAGCCACGCUAGAUGCACAAAGGCACCACUGCCACCGGAAGCUGGCGGCGCGUGGCCUUUGAUCGGUCACCUCCACCUAUUAGGUGGGUCCCAACCACCUCACGUCACCUUGGGUAACAUGGUCGAUAAAUAUGGACCCAUCUUCACCUUGCGUUUAGGUGUUCAUCGAGCUUUGGUGGUGAGCAACUCAGAAUUGGCCAAAGAGUGUUUCACCAUAAACGACAAAGCGUUUGCUUCUCGUCCCAAACAUGUAGCCUUUGAUGUUUUGGCCUACAACUUCUCCAUGUUUGGUUUAAGCCCCUACGGCCCCUACUGGCGCUACAUACGCAAGAUAGCCACCAUGGAGGUCCUCUCCAACCACCGCAUAGAGAUGCUAAAGCAUGUGAUGGAAUCGGAGGUGAAAGCUGCGAUGAAGGAUAGUUAUGAUUUUUGGGUAGCUACAGAGAAAAGUGGUAAUAAAAAAGCAGUUACUGAGAUGAAGAAGUGGUUUGGAGAUAUAACACUGAAUGUUUUGUUCAAAACGGUGAUAGGAAAACGUUUUGUUGGAAAGGGUUGUGGUGGUGAUGAGGAAGAGAAUGAGAAGAUUAGGAAAGCACUUCGAGACUUCUUUGAUCUCAGUGGGUCAUUUGCUGUGUCUGAUGCGGUACCAUUUUUAAGAUGGUUUGAUUUGGAUGGACAAGAGAAGAAAAUGAAAAAGACAGCAAAAGAGUUAGAUGACUUCAUUCAAGUUUCCCUUGAGGAACACAAACGCAACAGGAAUGGAAAUAAUGGUAAACAUGACUUCAUGGACGUGCUUCUUUCCACCGUUGAUGAUGAAGGUUUUGACGGUCGUGAUGCUGAUACUAUGAUCAAAGCCACAUGUUUAGCACUAAUUUUAGCUGGGACUGACACAACUAGUGGGACAUUGACUUGGACUCUAUCUCUACUUCUCAACAACCCUGAAGUCCUAAAGAAGGCCAAACAUGAACUAGACACACAAAUUGAUAGAGAAAAGAUGGCACUUGAAUCAGACUUGACAAAACUGGAGUAUCUUGAAGCUAUCAUCAAGGAAACUUUGCGCUUGUACCCUCCUUCACCACUCAACCUGCCUCAUGAGUCAAUGGAAGAUUGUACCAUUGGUGGGUACCAUGUGCCUGCUGGCACACGUCUCUUGACUAAUAUAUCAAAACUUCAACAAGAUUCCUCACUAUAUUCCAAUCCCCUGGAAUUUAUCCCCGAGAGAUUCUUGAUGAGUCAUAAGGACAUUGAUGUUAAAGGAAAGCACUUUGAAUUAAUUCCAUUUGGUUCAGGCAGAAGAAUGUGUCCUGGAAUCUCAUUCGGGCUUCAACUAAUGAAAAUGACCCUUGCUACUCUAUUGCAAGGUUUUGAGAUUGUUACUCUUGAUGGAGGACCAACUAAUAUGGAUGAACAAAGCGGGUUAACCAACAUCAAAGCCUCUCCGCUCAAAGUCACUCUUAAGCCAUGUUUAUCUGCCCAAGUUUAUGGUUAAAAUUAAACAUUUGAGGGAACUUCCUCCAGUGUAGGAAUAGAAAUGCAUGAGAGUGCUACUCCAUGGAUUGUUCAUCCAAUCCAAAUAUUGAUGGAAUUAUUAUAAAAACGUAUAUUUCUAUUAUUCAAUAAUGAUAAAUGUAUUUAAAGUGUC
Lotus japonicus is the source of this 1847-nucleotide messenger RNA. RefSeq names its product cytochrome P450 CYP82D47-like. The transcript is spliced from 2 exons. Gene Ontology annotation, biological process: defense response to other organism. NCBI's taxonomy places the organism in Eukaryota, Viridiplantae, Streptophyta, Magnoliopsida, Fabales, Fabaceae. Gene Ontology annotation, molecular function: heme binding; iron ion binding; monooxygenase activity. The record is from RefSeq and is a predicted model, not a curated record. Bases 102 to 1694 code for a protein of 530 amino acids.